Messenger RNA from Coregonus sp. 'balchen', 1151 nucleotides. The record is from the annotation of a GenBank genome assembly. Lineage: Eukaryota; Metazoa; Chordata; Actinopteri; Salmoniformes; Salmonidae.
AUGCUGUCCUUAGCACUGUUCUACAUUUUAGCUGUUAUUUGCCCUGCCAGACGGACGCAUGCUCUACCACUGUAUCCAGACACAAGCUUGGAACCCCAAGAAGGUAGGCAAGAUAAUCUGGUGUCUUUGAUUUCUUUUGAUCUGACCAUGUCUAUGAUGUUCUAUUUUAGGCAUGUCUUGCUGAACCUUCCUUAUGAGACAUACAAUGUCUCAUCUUUUCUUGGUGUCAUUUAUAGUGUUUAGAUAUCUGGUUUUCAUUCUUAGAUCCCUAUGCAUAAUGUUGUGAGGGCAAUGUUGAACUCUGAAAUACUCUGUUCGUUAUCAACAACCAUGUAGGUCUACCGUAGAUGGCAAAGGGGAUCGAUUUUCCUCUGAGAACAUUGAAGGCAAUAGCUAUUUUUAUAGUUAAGUUCAGUCUGAGUCUGGACUUUUAACACCAGUUUUGAGUAACAUGACAUAAUUGGGUUCACUGGAACUUUCAGCAGUGGUGUGGGUCUCAGUAUUGAUGACGGAGAUAAUACUGUUUGAUUAUUGAGAGCUGUUCGGUCUAAGCAGAGCUAAUCCAGCAGUUGAUGGCAGAGGUGGAGGAUGGAGAGAACACUGAGCUGACUGACCAGAGAGAGGUGAAGAAUCUCUACCCUCUUCUGCUGCAGCGCGAUGGAGCCAGGGACACAUGGAAUAAAGCAGGUGAGGAGAGACAAAACCUACUAUCAAGAUACCAAGGAUUGGACAUGAAUGUUCUGAUAUCCCAUAACUCUUUGCCAUAUGCAGAGGAGUUAGUCAAAAGGACAAUGGGUUUUAUUCUAAACAGCUAGUCACCCAUAUAACGUGAUGAGGUCUAUAUUCACUGGGUUUAUCUUCUCAAUUUUCCUUCAGGAGCUAAAGAUUCUGUGCAGCAGGAUAAAUUUGUCAACAUGGUAAGAGUGUGUUAGACAUUUCUAUUGACUGUGUGAUACAAAAUAACCCUCUGGGAAAAGCAGUUAUAUUCUAUUAGGUUCUAUAUGGAUCCAUGUGUCAUAAAAUAUAUUCUGUCUGUGUUUUUUUAGGUUGAUGAUCUGAAGGUGGUGGUUUUGAAGCUCGCUGCAGCCGACAAGCUUCGCUCUCAGGGCUUCCUUCGUUCUGAGCAGAACUUGCCGAAAACCAACAAGAGA